AUGCAGGUUGUUUGGGGUUUAGAUGAGGUGAAAAUCCUGAAUCCUCCAGAGGAGGCUUUGCCAGACCAUCUUUUGCAAGUACUCUACUCUUGUGAUGAACCUGCUACAGUACAGCUGGACUGUGUUGUAUCCUUUGAAACUGGCACCAUAAGCACAUUUCUGCUAAGACAGUGGAACUGUGUCCCAGGUGUCAAUAAAAUAAGGACUGUGAAGCUGAAUCUGCCAGACUGGUUGGUGUAUCAACCUGAUGGGAUUGUUCCAGACUCUCAGUGGGUGCUGAGUUGUAUCCUUCGAGCCUCAGUCAGACACACUGGAUAUGAUGAUACUGAGAAGUCUGUCAGAGCUCAACAUGUGGCAAAUUUGAAACCUAAGCCCUACUUAAGUCGACGUGUCAAACAACAUCAGCUCUGUAUUGCCUGGGGCACACAAAUGCUCCAGCUAACUAAACAGUUUAUCCAGAAACAGUGUGCCUUGGAACAAGAAACGCUUCAUUUGCUGUCUUCAAUCUAUGCUUCAACUGGAGAAAGCUUUGGUAUCACAAAGACACUGAAUCCCCACAGGAAUGAGGUUCUGGAGUAUUUACGUGUUAAAGCCAUCUCUUUCCCAUGGUGUACGCUUUCCAUCUGGAUAUUUGUAACCAGACACUGCCAGGAAGCCUUGUGUGGCGUGUUUCAUCAUAUAAAUUCCCAAAAUAGUUAUAUCACACCAGCAAUACUCCUCACAAAGUCAGGUCACCUACACAUCCAGAUGAAUGGAGAGUCUCAGGAAUCCUCUGCAUUUCUCUCUUCAUUCAAGGUCCCUUUAAAUGUGUGGUGCAAUCUUAUUGUGAUGGUGCAAGGUAGAACAGUGGCUGUCAAUAUGGUAUGCUUGGAUAACAACCAGAGAACAGUUAAAACUUCUGAAUAUAUGUUUAGAUUUAUUAUCAUGUUUGAUGACACAGAGGGAUAUUUUGUGAUUGGAGGAGGGAAGUAUAUACCAGGAGUGAAAGGCUAUUUUGGACCAGUGAUAUACCACCGGAACCGAAUAGUGUCUGACAUUAUGUCUGAGUUUUAUGUUCCAGAUGUUAUACAGAAUUUAAAUCUCACCAGGUGGCUGCAGACUUGUGAAGAAUUUAGCUUUGACAUGAAUGUCAAGAUCAGUGGCUAUUCAAUCAAGAUCCAGCAGAGGACAGAAGCCGAAACUUGCUCUCAUGCUUUCCAUAAGUGGGUGGUAAAACACAGACAAACAUCAAAUCCACAGUGUGCAUCGUGGGAAGCAGCUGCUCCUCGCAGAAGACAUGCCGCUAAACUGGCCAAAUUAUUAGUUUUAAAACAUGAAGGAAGAGCAGUUGGCCUGCAUGAUUUGGGCAGAGCACUAUACUCCUUAUCACUCCAUAAGCUGGGCAAAGCGAGAAGCACGGAAGUGGUCAGCAAAGUAUUAUCACUGCUUCUCCAAGCUGGCUGUCUAGCUGAUACCCGAGCUCUGCACAUGUCAUCUGUGCUCUACAGUACUGGCCUAGGAGUCCAGAAAGAGCCUUUUAAGGCUUGGCUCCUUGGCCUGCUGGGUGCCCAAAAGGGUGAUCGAUUGGCAUUGCUGCAUCUUGGGCACCUGCACCACCUUGGACUGCAUGGUCAGCCCAAGGAUCAUGAUCUGGCCUAUGCCUAUUAUGCUAACAUUGCUCAACAGACAACUAUAGACCGUCACAAUCCCUCACCACAGCAGACAACAGUUGAGGCUAUUUUUGUGAACGAUGAAAAGAUGUUGAAUAUCCAGACCAAUGAAAACCACCACAUCUUUCAAUGGCUCAAACAUCAGGCCCGGAGGGGAGCAACUGAGGCUGAGCAAGCUAUUGCCCGCAUGCUAUUCUGGGGCCAGCAAGGAGUGACUCCAAACAUCCUGAAGGCUGUGAGACACUAUGAAAGGGGAGCUGUCCAGUGGGAGGAUCCAGUGUCAAUGUAUGACUAUGGGAUAGUACUUCUGCAGGGACAUGGAGUGGAAAAGAACAUUCCAAAAGCUGUCACAUUCCUAAAGAAAGCAAUGGAUAAGGGUCAUGUUCCUGCAAUAAAUGCCUUGGCUUGGUACUAUGAGCACUUUGAGAAGGACUACAAACAGGCCAUACAGCUAUGGGAACAGGCCGAUCUCCUCAUGUGUCCAGAAGCAGCUUUCAAUCUUGGUGUGAUUUACUCACAGGGCCUUUAUCCAGGAAAACCUGCCAACCAGUAUAUAGCCUAUAAGUACUAUCUGAAGUCUGCAGAGAGAGGAAAUAUCAGGGGAGGGAUUCUGAUUGCUGACAUUUGGACCACUGGGAUGCCUGGCUUUGUCAACAGACAUCCAUCCGACGCCGUUUUGUGGGUAAAGUGGGCAGCGGAGCACAACGGAUACUUGGGCAGCAUCUUACACAAAGCUUUGGAUGCCCAUCUCAAGAACGACGUGUUCACAUCACUAUUAUAUUACAUGAUGGCUGCUGAAGCAGGAUAUGCAGUUGCACAGUUUAAUGUGGCGUACCUGUGUGAACAAAAUUCGGGAGGUUUUCUGGAUCCUGAUUAUGCAUCAGACUGUAUGUGGAGAUAUUACAACAUUACGAUCCAAAGUCAAAAUCCUAACACUUAUGCUUUUAUUAGGAUGGGCGACUUGUUUUACGAGAGGCAUGGUAACAGGCAGAAAAACUUGUUUUCUGCAGCACAGAUGUACACACUGGCAGCACUAAGGAACAAUCCCCAGGGAUGGUAUAAUUUAGGUGUCCUUGGUGAAGAAGGUUACAAGCUGCCACUGUCUAUACUGAUUAAACUUGGCAUCUCAGAGUUAUACCUGGCAGACAAGGAAUUGCUUCUAAAUGCCCUGUACAAAAGAUGCAGAGACUCGGAAGAUGCAGACUCAUUCUUUCCUUGCAGCCUUGCCCUCUUCAGUGUAUACGUACAGACAUUUCAAAAGCACUAUAGCGCUGCUAUUAAGUUCUGCACUGCUCUUGCUGUGGUUGCAGCUCCAACAGUGUUUUUAAUCAUCCGUGGUAUGUUCAGGAGACGCUUGUCUCUCCACUAGAACCAAGGUUGUUGUGACACUUGCCUGCAAACAAACUGAAGGACUAUGUGGAAAAAUCAACCUUCAUUAGCACAGAAACACCACAGUAGUUUACCUAUUGGUUACUUGGGACAACGGUACGGAGCAAAGCUGACAUAAAAAUGAAUGUAUUUUUUGUAUAUGUCUGUGUCUGUAAUCUGUUUACUGCUGUUAAAAAGACUCGCUUUUAUUUUAUUUUUUAAUUGAAUAAAUCAUAAA
Molecule: messenger RNA, 3255 nt
Organism: Maylandia zebra (zebra mbuna)
Lineage: Eukaryota; Metazoa; Chordata; Actinopteri; Cichliformes; Cichlidae
Source: RefSeq, a predicted model, not a curated record